Molecule: messenger RNA, 900 nt
Organism: Fusarium fujikuroi IMI 58289
Lineage: Eukaryota; Fungi; Ascomycota; Sordariomycetes; Hypocreales; Nectriaceae
Product: related to Zn-dependent hydrolases, including glyoxylases
Exons: 1
Coding region: 1-900 (299 amino acids)
Source: RefSeq, a predicted model, not a curated record
AUGUCUCUCAAAUUUGCCAUUUACACCUGCCAGCCAAUCCCAACCAAGGUGCAUUCUCCAGACGCCUCAUCUAAGGACUCGGGCUUUUGGUCCCCUCUCUCAAUCACUCUGCUUUAUACUCCUACGACUGCGCUAGUAGUAGAUUGCCCUGCCACCGUCUAUCCUACACGUGAAUUGGCUGAAUGGAUCAAAUCUCAGCUGCCUCCGAGUAGUACUCUCAAGUACUUUGUCUGUACUCAUGCCCAUGGGGAUCAUUUCUUCGGUCUCCCGGUCUUGGAAGAGCAAUUUCCCGGGUUGCAAGCUUAUGCUACCAAGGCCGUUGCUGAAGGAAUCGAUCUACAGCAAUCGCCAGAGAUCAGGGACGCAGUCUGGGCCAAUACGUUUCUUCCAGCUAAAGAUGGCUCUGGUUUGCCGGAUGCAAAGUCCGUUUUCCAGGCUCUUCCAACAUCCAAUGAAUUCCAUCUCGAUGGUCACUUACUCAGGCUGUAUGAUGUCGCUCAUGGCGAUACACACGCCAAUUCGUUCAUACAUGUCCCCAAGCUAGAUCUUGUUGUGGCAGGUGAUAUUGUCUACAACGGAGAUUGCCACCAGUGGUUAGGCGAGGCGUCCAGUUCAGAGAAACGAACACAAUGGCUUGCAGCCCUUGAGCAGAUACGUUCCUUGAGGCCUAAGAUUGUCGUGCCCGGACAUACAUUCAAUCCAUCCUCGACACCGAAUGAGCGCAUAGCAAUAGCCAUGCUUACAAGUACGGCAGAUUACAUCCAUGGAUUCGUUGAAGAGCUUGCAGCCGCCACAAGUGAGAAGAACCUGUUUGAAAGAAUGCGGUUCCGAUAUGACCGGUGGAACCUGUACCUGCUCGCUGGAAGCUCCAAAGCCGGAUGGAACAAUUGCAAGCUCUGA